This is a messenger RNA of Cylicocyclus nassatus, 1194 nucleotides long. NCBI's taxonomy places the organism in Eukaryota, Metazoa, Nematoda, Chromadorea, Rhabditida, Strongylidae. The record is from the annotation of a GenBank genome assembly.
AUGAUGACUCGGAAAAUCUUGCUGACAAUAGCAUUCAUAGCAAGCGCCUCAACACUCAACUUCACUAUGAAAACUAUCAGUUCACAUUCACUCAGCAGAGAGCAACUUGACGCCCUUCGUCGUCAUCCACAGAUUGCGGCUUGGCGUCGAAGUAAACGGCAAGCUCCAGCUUGGACAUUUCAACUCCUUCACGACUAUUACGACGAAUUCUAUCUUGGCACCGUCACCUUUGGAAACCCAGGACAAGAGCUUUGGUUAGCAAUGGAUACUGGUUCUUCAAUUAUCUGGGUUAUCGAUGAUGCAUGUAACACUGCCGAGUGCAAUGGUUACCCGAAGAGCGGUCUAAAUAAAAGAAAAUUUCGUAAAGACCUUUCGAGAACUUUUGCAUCGAUGAACAGAUCCUUUAUUAUACACUACCACACGGGAUGGACUAGCGGAAUUGCUGCGCAAGACACAGUUCGUUUUGGUGGCUACGCAUUACUUAGUCAGCCUUUUGGAGUUGCCAAUAAGCUUGCACCUUUUCUCGCACGGAUACCUAUCGAAGGAGUGUUCGGGCUGGGCUUGCCUUCCAAAACUGCUUCUGGCAAUCUGAGGUCUCCCAUGGAAGCUCUUGUGCCAUAUCUCACUCUGAAGCUCAUCACAGUUUGGAUGAACAGAAAGAUUGAAAUAAGUAAAGGAGGAGAUGGUGGUUAUAUUACCUAUGGUAAAAUUGACGACGUAAAUUGCCAGCAAACUUGGAAUUACGUUCCUUUGUCAUCGCAAACACAUUGGAAGGUACCAAUGCAAGGCUUUGCUAUGAGUUCCUACCGCUAUCGUCGGAAUAAUGACCAGGCUCUUGUCGACACUGGAAGUUCGUACAUUAGUGUACCUAAAGCCGUUCUGGAAGCUAUUGCGCGUUUCACUGGAGCAAGGUAUAGCGCAAUAAAUGGUGUGUAUACGGUGCCUUGCACCUCAAUGUGGACAUUACCCGACAUUCUUUUCCAAAUGAAUGGUAUCCAGUACAGCGUACCAUCGGCUCAAUAUGUGAUUGAUAUGGGUCUUGGUGAUAGGUGUGUGCUUGCCUUUUAUCCUAUAGAUUACGACACCCAUCUUGGAAUCUCUUGGAUUCUUGGGGCGCCCUUCAUUCGAGCGUUUUGCACGAUCUUUGACUAUGGUCAGAGACAGCUUGGUUUCGCAGUAUCGAUUCCUCGUUAA